This is a messenger RNA of Cyclopterus lumpus (lumpfish), 1557 nucleotides long. RefSeq names its product angiopoietin 4 (gene angpt4). The transcript is spliced from 10 exons. The record is from RefSeq and is a predicted model, not a curated record. Lineage: Eukaryota; Metazoa; Chordata; Actinopteri; Perciformes; Cyclopteridae. The coding region runs from base 1 to 1557 and encodes 518 amino acids.
AUGAGAGGUCUGAGUCUCAGCGGGGGGGUUCUGGUGCUCCUGCUGCUCUGGACGCUGGCGGUCGCCGUUGAUGGAGCCGCGGAACGAGGUGGAGCUGGAAGAAGAAGAGGAGGAGGAGGAGGAGGAGGAGGAGGAGGAGGAGGAGGAGGAGGAGGAGGAGGAGGAGGAGGAGGAGGAGCGGACAAGAAGAGGAAGUUUCAUCGUAUCCAACAUGGUCAGUGCAGCUACACCUUCGUCCUGCCGGAGCUGGACGGCUGCCGAGCAGCGCCGCCGCAGGCCGGGGGGGGCGGAGCCCUGCAGAGAGACUCGCCGCCGCUCGAUUGGUCGACUCACAGACUGCAGAACCUGGAGAGCUCCAUGGAGAACAACACGCUGUGGCUGCAGAAGCUGGAGAACGUCCUCCAGAGGAGCGCCGAGCCGUCCCACGCCGCUCACGAGCGAACGGCCGCCAUGCUGGAGAUCGGGAGCGACCUCCUCACGCACACAGCGGAGCAGACCCGCAAGCUCAACGUGGUGGAGGCCAAGGUGCUGAACCAUACGUCUCGGAUUGAGAUCCAGCUUCUGGAGAACUCCCUGUCCACCAACAAGCUGGAGAAGGAGCUGCUGCUGCAGACCUCCGAGAUCAGCCGGCUGCGAGACAAGAACAGUCGGCUGGAGAGUAAAGUCCAGAGGUUGGAGUCUCAGCAGGAAGGAGAGCUGGAGGACAUGCAGGAGGAGAAGCACCGGCUGCAGUCUGUCGUCAGGACUCAGAUGGAAGCGAUCGAUUCGUUAGAGAAGCAGCUGAGAGUCGCCAGCAGCAACAACACGGCUCUGCAGAGGCAACAGGCUCAGCUGAUGGAGUCUGUUCACACGCUCAUUAGCAUGGUGGCUAGUGCUACAGGGUCUCCUCCCAGGGACCAGAUGUUCAGGGACUGUGCAGAUGUGUACAAAGCAGGUCACUCAGUCAGCGGUCUGUUUACCAUCUACAUCAAUAACACCACUGAACCUGUGCAGGUGUUCUGUGACAUGGAGACGAGUGGAGGAGGCUGGACGGUGUUCCAGCGUCGGUUGAACGGCAGCGUUGACUUCCAGAGGAGCUGGAGGGAAUACAAGAUGGGCUUCGGGGACGCGUUGGGGGAACACUGGCUGGGGAACGAGCUGAUGCACCUUCUGACCAGUCGGGGCCAGUACUCCCUGAGAGUGGAGCUGAGGGACUGGGAGGGAAGCCCCGCCCACUUCCAGUACGACCGAGUCACACUGACCAGUGAGAGUCAACAGUACAGGUUGUACCUCAGAGGCUACAGUGGGACAGCAGGGAGGCAGAGCAGCCUGGUGACACACGGGACCGGGUUCAGCACCCGGGACCAGGACAACGACAACUGUGACCACUGCAAGUGUGCUCUGAUGCUCACUGGAGGCUGGUGGUUUGACGCCUGUGGGUUCUCCAACCUGAACGGUAUUUAUUACACCGUCGGCCACAACAUCAGGAAGCUCAACGGCAUCAAGUGGCACCACUUCAGAGGCCCCAGCUACUCCCUCCGCUCCACCUCCAUGAUGGUACGACCCUACGACUUCUAA